GGCAGGCCGGCGCGGCGGGCGCUGGGGCGCGCCCCCGGGGCGGUGAUGGGCAAAGAGGAGGAGAUUGCGCGGAUCGCCCGGAGGCUGGACAAGAUGGUGACCAAGAAGAGCGCGGAAGGAGCAAUGGACCUGCUUCGGGAGUUGAAGGCCAUGCCUGUCACACUGCACCUGCUGCAGUCCACCCGUGUCGGGAUGUCGGUCAACGCGCUUCGGAAGCAGAGCUCGGACGAGGAGGUCACCACACUUGCCAAGUCGCUCAUCAAGUCUUGGAAGAAGCUCCUGGAUGCUUCAGACGCUAAAGCUGGGGAGCAGAGGAGCGCGUCCCUGGCCUCACCGCCCUCGAAGGACACCUCCGAGGCAAAGGUCCACAGCCGCAAGAGGCCAGAGCUGCCCAAGACACCGUCGACUCCUCGGAUGACCACGUUUCCCCCAACACCCGUCACCUGUGAUGCUGUACGCAACAAGUGUCGAGAGAUGCUGGCUGCUGCGCUGCAGACGGACGACGACCACGUGGCCAUCGGCGCGGACUGUGAGCACCUGUCAGCCCAGAUCGAGGAAUGCAUCUUCCGGGACGUGGGGAGCACGGACGUCAAGUACAAGAACCGCGUUAGGAGCCGCAUCUCCAAUCUGAAGGAUGCCAAGAACCCGGGUCUACGAAGGAGCGUGCUGCGCGGUGCCAUCGCACCCCAGCGCAUCGCCGAGAUGACCUCGGAGGAGAUGGCCAGCGACGAGCUGAAGGAGAUCCGAAAAGCUAUGACCAGAGAGGCCAUCCGCGAGCACCAGAUGGCCCGGGCGGGCGGCACCCACACUGACCUCUUCACCUGCGGCAGGUGCAAGAGGAAGAGCUGCACCUACACUCAGGUGCAAACCCGAAGCUCUGAUGAACCCAUGACCACCUUCGUUGUCUGCAACGAGUGUGGAAACCGCUGGAAGGUGGGUUGACCCCUGGCUUUGGGUGGGCAUGUCCCAGGGUGUCCGGGCCGGGUGGCCACGCCUCUCACCCUGGCAUCAGGUGGGGCAAGAGUGCGGCCUGGGCCGAGACCCUGGCCACGGCCUCAUGCCUGACUCCCCACAGUUCUGCUGAGCCUUUGCAUGAGCCUGCAGCAUCUGCUGCCCUCCCCACCCGUUGACUCAGCUUCUCUGGAGACCCACUGCUGCCCCUGCCAUCCCGAAGCGACCUACUCCAUCCCUGUCCUGCCUGUCGUGUACUUCUGCCCUUUGUCUCAAAUCAUUAAAUGUUUCUUUUUGCCAUCCUGAUGUCCUUGACCCUCAGUUUGGGUGGGAUGUCCCCAUCCUCCAUGUCUGGUUCAUCUCUGCUGCUGUGGACAGUCUGGGGCCGGCUGACACGGGGCCCUGUGGGCAGUGGCCAUCGAGGAAUGUCAGCUGGCCCCAGAGGGGUCACUGAGGACCCAGGCGUGGAGGUGGGUGUGGUGUGCUGUGGGCCUGUGUGCACACCUGCAGGUGAAGGGUAGGAACAGGGAUGUGUGCACUCAGGAGUGUGUGUGUAUGACAGGCCCAGUGAGCUGGGUGUGUGGGCUAGCAGGGGACUUGUCCAGACGACUGGGGGCCCACGUGGGGCCUGGGUUAGCUGCCCUCAGCAUCCUCCCACCUACCCCAUGCUGCCAGCUGCUCCAGCCCCGAGUUGUGGAGGCUUUGACCUGGGUCCCUCUGCCACGCCCUCCUGUAGGGCCUCUCGGCAGCUUGUUCCCCACCCCCAACCCACAUCUCUCCUCGAAGAGGCAGAGUGGACAUGCCAGGGUGGGUGGACGUGGGGG
Molecule: messenger RNA, 1775 nt
Organism: Trichechus manatus latirostris (Florida manatee)
Lineage: Eukaryota; Metazoa; Chordata; Mammalia; Sirenia; Trichechidae
Gene: TCEA2
Product: transcription elongation factor A2
Exons: 9
Coding region: 46-942 (298 amino acids)
Biological process (GO): DNA-templated transcription; transcription elongation by RNA polymerase II
Cellular component (GO): nucleus
Molecular function (GO): zinc ion binding; nucleic acid binding
Source: RefSeq, a predicted model, not a curated record